AUGGAAGCAAGUGAGAUUUCGGUCAACAUUACAGUGGCUUCUAAUGGGUCUGGUGAUUACAAGACAAUCAUGGAUGCAGUAAAAGUUGCGCCAUCUAAAAGCUCAGAACGUUUUGUGAUUUAUAUCAAGAAAGGUACCUAUAGGGAAUACGUGUCUAUUCCAAGUGACAAAUGGAAUAUGAUGAUGGUUGGGGAUGGUAUCGACCAGACUAUAAUUUCAGGAAAUCGAAGCAACACCACUGGCUGGAGAACAUAUGGAUCAGCCACAUUCGGUGUUGAUGGUAAAAACUUCAUAGCAGUGAACAUGACAUUUGAGAACACUGCAGGGCCAGAAGGAGGCCAAGCUGUGGCACUUCGAUCAGACUCUGACUAUUCAGUCUUCUAUCGUUGUGGUAUAAGUGGUUACCAAGAUUCAUUAUAUGCACACAAAAAUCGCCAAUUCUAUAGAGAAUGCCAAAUAAAGGGCACUGUCGAUUUCAUCUUUGGUGAUGCAACCGCAGUCUUUCAAAAAUGUGAUAUUCUUCCAAGACAAGCUUCGCCAGGACAAUCCAACACUAUCACAGCUCAAGGCCGAGAACAAGUAAAUGCCACAGGCGGCUUUUCUUUCCAUAUGUGCACUAUAAACGGGGAUUCAGAUUUAAUUUCCUUAAACAACCCAACUCCUACAUACCUUGGUCGACCUUGGAAGACAUAUUCAAGAACUGUAUUUUUGCAAUCAUACAUGAGCAACAUCGUAAGGCCAGAAGGGUGGCUAAGGUGGAAUCCAGCCUUUGAAUCCACUUUGUUUUAUGGAGAGUACAACAAUACCGGGCCAGGUGCAAACACAGACAAGCGGGUCAAGUGGCCAGGUGUUCAUAUUUUAGAUUCAACUCAAGCUCAAAAUUACACAGUUGAUCAGUUUCUCCUUGGCAACGCAUGGUUGCCUUCCACUGGUAUACCGUUCGAUGGAGGAUUAGUAGGCUAA
Molecule: messenger RNA, 963 nt
Organism: Quercus robur (English oak)
Lineage: Eukaryota; Viridiplantae; Streptophyta; Magnoliopsida; Fagales; Fagaceae
Product: pectinesterase/pectinesterase inhibitor PPE8B-like
Exons: 2
Coding region: 1-963 (320 amino acids)
Biological process (GO): cell wall modification
Molecular function (GO): pectinesterase inhibitor activity; pectinesterase activity
Source: RefSeq, a predicted model, not a curated record